This is a messenger RNA of Carassius gibelio (silver crucian carp), 1532 nucleotides long. Its product is annotated as leukemia inhibitory factor receptor-like. Lineage: Eukaryota; Metazoa; Chordata; Actinopteri; Cypriniformes; Cyprinidae. The transcript has 10 exons. Gene Ontology annotation, molecular function: protein binding. The coding region runs from base 70 to 1374 and encodes 434 amino acids. The record is from RefSeq and is a predicted model, not a curated record.
AUAAGCUUAGCCCACAAUCAAAUCAAGCUGUUUCCAGAUGACCAGGUGCUACGGGAGGGGUCUACGGUGAUGUUCUGCUGCAUUUAUCCCACAGACACACACAUCACCUCUAUGUACUACAACAACACUGAAUAUCACGUCAUCAACAUAAGCCCACGGGUCAAAGCCAUUCGAGUGGAAAACAUCAACGCCACAAAUCAUUUCGGUGUCAACUUCUACUGCGACGUGAGCGGAGAUGUAGCCUAUAACAUUGUCAGCUUUCCUCCUGAGAAACCAUUGGAUUUUAGAUGCAAGACUGAAGACAUGAGACUCGUGCGCUGCUCGUGGAAGAUACACAGAGCCCCUAACCUAACAGGCGACCAGAGAAGGAAGUACACAUUACUAAUCAGUGACUCCAAGGCUGUCAGCUGUGAUGUGGAGAGCACAUCCUGUGCCUUUGAUGUCAUCCAACAGCAGAUCACCUACAACACCACAUUACUUGUGACAAAUAGUUUGGGGCAAGAGAGCGAGACCUACAUAUUCAAUAUCACAGACAGAGUUUUUCCAGUCCCUGAGGAUCUUCAAGUGACUGAAGAUGUGUUUGAUUCAUUGGUGAUCUUACAGCUGGAUGGGAGUUUCGAAGGACUUCCGUUGAUUUGCCAGAUUGAACUUGAACCAGGAGGGAUAAAACAGGUUUUAGAUAAGAAUGGAUCCGACUCAAUACAGUCUUACACAUUUAGACUGCAGCACCUGAAGCCCAGCACGCAGUACUUUGUUAGGGGGCGCUGUGCAGUACAGGGGAACGACUGGGGCCGAUGGACAACACAAAGACAAUUUAUCACAGUGCCACUAGUGACCAUAGAUCUGUGGAGACAAAUCAGGGACCAUCCUAAUCGCACCGUCACACUCCUGUGGAAAAUUGCCACCAGUGACUCAGACUUAUAUAUUGAAGCCUAUGAGGUGUGUGUGAGCUACAGAAACACAGAGAGGAGUGUGUGCAUGAACAUCACACACACACAGAUGAAACUAACCAGAGAAGUCAAUAUGAGUGACAUCACCGUGAGGGCCAUCAUUCAGUCUGGCUUAUCUGAACCAGCCAGCAUCUCUAUUCCUUUAACAAACAGCAUGCUGAUGGAGAAGAGGAUUAUGGGUAAUGAAAAGGGAUUUCAGCUGACCUGGACGAGGGACUCAACCACCACAUGUGGUUACAUUGUAGAGUGGUGCAUGCUGGGUGUUAAACUCCCCUGCAGCUUACAGUGGAGAAAGGUCCCAGCUAAUCAGAGCUCCUUAAACCUGAACGCAGGAGACUUUAAAGCAGGAGUUCUAUAUGAAUUUGAAAUCUACGAUGUAGCGCUGAGGGACAUUGACGCCAUGAGAAACAGAUCGGAUAUUUAAAAGAACAGAAGCCCAGGCAGCGCCCUACACUGGACUCUAGCCCAAAUAUAACAUGGUCAUUUGUAAACCUGAAAUGGAGUUUCGACGAGAAGGAUCCGAGUCACACUGGAUUCAUCACGGGAUAUGUGAUUAUGGUAUAAGAUGAUUCAGAGGCUGCC